UGCAAAGGUAAGUGGAACAUUGAGGCAGAAGCAAAGUUCGAGACCAGCGGCGGGAUGAGCCGCAGUCGACAGGAACGCAACCCGCCUUGGAUCAAUUGCUAACAGUACCCGGCUGUUGUCUUUCCUGGCAGCAGGUGUUCGCAGUUUCGCACGUGCUCCUCUCGACCGACGCCCCCCCGAGACCCCCUAUUGUUGGAAUCCGGAUCGUGCCGAAUUCCUGCUGUGCCACUCAGCCGCCCCAGCAGCAGCCAUGUCUGGUCUCGACGCCCCCGAUAUCGUGGCCGCGUACGACGACGUGCGCAACGACAAGAAGGACACCAACUGGAUGCUCCUGUCGUACGCGGCGCCGGUGGGCAACAAGCUGACGCUGACGCAGACGGGCAGCGGCGGGCUCGAGGAGCUGGUGCAGGCACUGGACGACGGGCAGGUGCAGUACGGCUACGUGCGCAUCGAGUACGCAAACGACAAGGAGAGCACGCGCGUCAAGUUUGUGCUGGCGGUGUGGAUCGGCAAGAACACAAAGGUGAUGCGCAAGGCGCGCGUCAGCGUCGAGAGCGGCGACGUCAAGAAGGCGCUGCAGCACCACCACCUGGCGAUUACGGCGGAGGAGAGGUCGGAGCUGAGGGAGGACGACCUUGUGAAGCUGUUGCGGAAGUCUGGCGGUGCCGAUUACAACGGUGGACGGGGUUAAU
Molecule: messenger RNA, 692 nt
Organism: Trichoderma citrinoviride
Lineage: Eukaryota; Fungi; Ascomycota; Sordariomycetes; Hypocreales; Hypocreaceae
Product: actin depolymerizing protein
Exons: 2
Coding region: 251-691 (146 amino acids)
Biological process (GO): regulation of actin filament polymerization
Cellular component (GO): actin filament; site of polarized growth; plasma membrane
Molecular function (GO): actin filament binding
Source: RefSeq, a predicted model, not a curated record